This is a messenger RNA of Pundamilia nyererei, 5140 nucleotides long. RefSeq names its product G protein-coupled receptor kinase 4 (gene grk4). Bases 279 to 2009 code for a protein of 576 amino acids. The transcript has 16 exons. The record is from RefSeq and is a predicted model, not a curated record. Lineage: Eukaryota; Metazoa; Chordata; Actinopteri; Cichliformes; Cichlidae. Gene Ontology annotation, molecular function: G protein-coupled receptor kinase activity; ATP binding. Gene Ontology annotation, cellular component: cytoplasm. Gene Ontology annotation, biological process: signal transduction; regulation of signal transduction; protein phosphorylation.
UGAAACAGGAAGGAAAGCAGGCGGAGAGGGACGGGAGGGAGGCUGUGAAUGCUAACAAGCCCCGUCGUAACCGUAUAGCUGUGUAGGUAGGGUUUGAUAACACAUCUUGCAAUGGAGAGGAACGACGACCACUAUUAAAACUCCUACUAUGCGCCAGCGCAGAGUCCGCCUUGCGCGCGUGCAGCAGCCUCACCGUCGUCGGCACGUUUGAUCAGAAAAACCGUCUUUUUUCCUCUGAGUGAAAUGUAUCGCGACUGCUCGGGAUUCACAUUCUGACAAUGGAGAUUGAAAAUAUCGUGGCCAACACGGUUCUCCUGAAGGCACGGGAAGGUGGAGGAGGAAAGAGGAAUGGCCGCAGCAAGAAAUGGAAAGAGAUGCUAAAACUCCCGCACAUCAGCCAGUGUGAGGAGCUACGUCGCACCAUCGAGAGGGACUACACUAGUCUAUGUGAGAAGCAGCCCAUUGGUCGGCUGUUAUUCCGUCAGUACUGUGACACAAGGCCAGAGCUGAAGCGCUGCAUGGAAUUUAUGGAUGCUGUGGCUAUGUAUCAGCUAGCUCCCGAUGAGAAAAGGAGGGACUGUGGACUGAAUGUUUUAGACACAUACUUUAAUAAUGGGUCGGCAGCCCAUCUGCCUGACAUACCCCAGGAUGUUGUCGCUGGGUGCCGGGAGAGGUUGGAGCAGAGUCCGUGUAAGGAGCUCUUCAAUGACUGCACCAAAAUAGUUCGUGAUUAUCUGAGUGGAGCUCCAUUUUCCUCCUACCAGGAGUCCAUGUACUUCUCUCGCUUCCUGCAGUGGAAAUGGUUGGAGAGGCAACCAGUAACCAAAAAUACCUUCAGACAUUACAGAGUACUAGGAAAAGGUGGAUUUGGCGAGGUUUGUGCCUGCCAAGUACGUGCCACCGGUAAGAUGUACGCCUGUAAAAAGCUGGAAAAGAAACGAGUGAAGAAAAGAAAAGGUGAAGCAAUGGCACUAAACGAAAAACGCAUUUUAGAAAAAGUUAACAGUAGUUUUGUAGUUAGUCUAGCAUACGCCUAUGAGACCAAGGAUGCGCUGUGCCUGGUGCUGACCAUAAUGAAUGGCGGUGACUUAAAGUUUCACAUUUACAACAUGGGGAACUCAGGCUUUGAUGAGCAAAGAGCCAUCUUCUACGCUGCUGAGAUUUGCUGUGGCCUUGAGGACCUGCACCGUGAGAGGAUAGUUUACAGGGAUCUGAAACCUGAAAACAUCCUUCUGGAUGACCGUGGACAUAUUCGAAUUUCAGACUUGGGCCUUGCUGUGCAAAUCCCUGAAGGGGAGACGAUACGAGGGAGAGUAGGCACCGUUGGAUACAUGGCACCCGAGGUGAUCCAGAAUGAGAGCUACACCUUCAGUCCGGACUGGUGGGGGCUGGGCUGUCUGAUCUUUGAGAUGAUCCAGGGCCAGUCACCUUUCCGCAAGCGCAAGGAACGUGUCAAGCGUGAGGAGGUGGACAGACGAGUGCGGGAGGACCAGGAGGAAUAUUCUGAUAAGUUCUCUGAGGAGGCGAAAGACAUCUGCAGACAGCUCCUGGCCAAGGACCCCAAGGAGAGACUGGGCUGUCAGGGUGGCGGGGCCAUAGAGGUCAAGCAGCACCCCAUCUUCAGAAAUAUCAACUUUAAACGACUGGAGGCCAACAUGUUGGACCCUCCCUUCAUCCCAGAUCCUCGAGCUGUGUACUGUAAAGAUGUCCUGGACAUUGAGCAGUUCUCCACUGUCAAAGGCGUGAACCUUGACCCCACAGAUGACGACUUUUAUUCCAAGUUUGUCACAGGCAGUGUCUCCAUCCCUUGGCAGAACGAGAUGAUCGAGAUGGAGUGCUUCAAAGAAAUCAACGUUUACGAGACAGACGGGACACUGUGCCCAGACCUGGACAUGAACCGGCCUAACCCUCCACCAAAGAGAGGCUUCUUCUACCGCCUGUUCAGAAGAGAGAUCUGUUUUGAGGGCAGUUACAGCGAUGACGAGACUGAAGGGCCCUCGCGACUUUAAACCACUCCCUUCACCUGCACCCUUCCGCCGCAGAACUUCUCCACAAACUCCAACCGAGCGCAAAUCUUAGGAACUCAGUGAAUGUUGACCUGUAUUUAUGAGCUGUAUUAAAAGUGUAUUAUAAUUAAAGAAAAAAGUAUGAGUUUAAAGAUUUUGUACAUUUGUACUUGAAUUUAUGUCUAGAUGUAUAUUUUCACUAAAGGUUGUAUUGUACAAAAAGCCAUAAAAGUACCACUUGAAUGCAUACAUUUACAUUUUUAUUUCCUUUUUUAUUUUCUUUUGGAAUGAGUAUGGAUAAAGUGUGUUGGGGAGCUUUUUUUGUUUUGUUUUUAAGAAGCACAGUACCAGUAGUCUUUUUAUUUUCUCAAUGUAGCAUAAGGCCUUUUUGUUUUCUUGUGAGCUGUAAUUUUGUCUUUGAUUUGGCCAGCGUGACAUGUUUUUAGUACAUCAGCUCUGCCUGGUUUCAAACUAACCCUAGCCUCCAAAUGCCUCAAGGCUCAGGUAGUUCUAAAUGAAGUGUGUAGAUUCUAAUGAAACGGGGUUAAAAAUGAAUCUAGACUACCGUUGCUAACUUUUCCUGUCUGUUUCAAGGACUUACUGCCCCUGUGUAUUUAAAUUGGUUGAGGUAAUCUGAUCCCUCUCUUCAGCCCAGUUAUGCAGGUGGCCGUGUAGUGAACUGUCUUCUAGGUGCCUGUACCGACCCAGUUCUAGCAGAGGUGGCGAGUUUACUCCUAAUUGUGGUUUAUUUAGCACGUGUAAGAGUUAAAUAGUAAAUAUGAUAUGGUGGAGGCCAUUUGCAGUAACAUGAAGCCUGAUCCCCAUCAUUACUGGACCUCUCUAGAAAUCUUUUUUUCAUGAGCUGCAAAAGCUCAGAACAUUAAUUUUUAGAUGCACAGCUAUUGAGUAAAAGUCUGUUACAUUAUUCACUUAGGUUGAAUAUUUUUGGGGUGAUUUAUCUCUAUUCCUCGUCUUUUUUUCUUUGCUGUGUUCUCUGGCUUUUAUUUCCUUUUCUGACUGUGUCCAGUUGUUUUGAAUUGUUUAGCAUGCAUAUGGUUUUAAGCAGACCAGAAAGCCUCUGGGUGUUUGGACACAUUUGACUGAGUUGGAACAGGAAGACAGAUGAUAAAGGAGGCGAUGUUGAAAAUGUAACAUAGACCUGGCCUGCAGCUGACAACUGCUUCUUUAAAAAAGAAACAACAACAAAAACUCUUGCGCCUGAUCCGCUGGUUCAGAUGUCAGCCGUCUUUGGCCUUUGUGCUUGGCUGAUCGCUAGUUGGCCUCCAUUUAUCCUCCCUAGCUAUAACUGUUUGAGAUACAUGUAGAAUUUGUUACUGAUGAUGGGCACCUUUGACUACUAUAUUCAGAGCUUGGAUGUUGCUCUCUCAGGAAUGACCUGAGAAAGUUGCUCGUGUGCGCAGAUGCCGAGAAAUUAACAAUCAGUUGAGUUCUGAAUUGCAGAAACAAGAUUGUUUUACAUUUUCCUACAGCCCUGUUUCCUUCCAAGUUAAUCAGCCAAGAGCAAAUACAUUUUCUUUACUUUCCCCAUUUAUAUAUAUAAAAAAACAAACAAACAUGUUCACCAUUUGCUUUUUUCUGAGGCAUUUCAGACCCAUUUUAUGAAUUUAGCUUUGGAGGCAGUUGCUGUUUACUUCCACCUUCUGUUUUUAAUGCUGUGAAUACCCCACCUGCACAUGUUAGUUUUAUGUGUAUAACCUAAAUGAUUAAUCAAAUUUUUUUCUACACAAAAGCAAAGUCUGCAUUUUGUCAAUACAGCGCUUCAGAAUCAUGUAGGAGCUUGAUUCAAUUCCUAACACUUUUGAAACUGUAUACAUUUAAAGUGGCACACAUAUAGGUCCCCUAUGUAAUUACCUAAUUUGGAGAAGUGGCUUAUUCUAAGAGUUUGUCCCCUGUUGCACAUUCCAUUAUCAGGAAUCAGAUGGGUGCAUCUAGCUGUCGCCGGCUUCUUGUCAUUGAGUUUCUUAGUGUCUUUAUUUCGUUUGUUGUUGCUCUCAGGCACAUUUGAAGCUGAUUUUGCUUGCCUCUGUAGAUUUUAGCCUUUUAGCUCUUUAGCCUCAAAAACCUUGUAAAUUAUGUAUUUCUAACAUGUAACUGAUUCACUCAUUCUCACAAGGAAACUAAACUGUUCACCACCCAUGACUCUAUCAUUGUUUUGACCAUCUUUACUCUUACACCUUCCAUAUAGCAGUGAAGAAAUUCUGUUUUUCGUUCCAUUGCACUAAUGGUGUGUUUUGACAAUGACUAUGGGAAAAGUGUCUUUAAACUUUUGUUGUUUUUAUUUUGUUUUUUUUGCCAGUGAUACCAAAAGCGACAUAAACUAAAUUAGAAUUUCUUUGUUAUCUGAAGAAUUUAGUAGAGAAAGACUGACAGCCUUUAUUAAAUGUGCCAAUAACCAAGUACAUUUUUGACAUCCUGCCUUUUUUCAGCCUCUUUAUCCUUCCGUCCAUUCUUAGAGAAAUCCCUUUGCGUAAAGGAACUUUAAACAGCUCAACAGUUUUGAAUGUCCGCACUAAGUGCAUUGUAAUGCCUGUUUAGAAAAAUGCAUAUGUUUUAUUACUCAAGCAUGUAUCAGUUUGUAAUACUUCAGGUUCCUUGUAUAUGUAAAUUAUGACCUUCUAGUGCCAACAUAUCUCACUGGUAUCUGAGGACAUCUUUAUGAAUCGCAAGGCGACCAGCUGAGUCUUUGAAUUCAUAAAGCGCAUUCCUUCUCUUCUGCCUUUCCUCCAAGACUCUGAUGGUGAGUCAAGCCACUUCCCGAACACUGGGAUGGCGCUCACCAGCGACGUUUCGAAGCGCAAGUUAUUUAGUUUACUCAAGUCUAGCUUUGGGAUGACCACCGACACAGGCUGGGAGGUUUUGCGGGGUUUCACGUUCUUUUGUCCAGAUUUGUCAGUUAAGUAAUAUUUUCGAGAAAGGGAGAAAUGAUGGAUGGAUUAUGGGUUUUCAAACUCGGCCUGGGACUUCUUGAUUUUUCUUCUUUAUUUUGUAUCUGUACAGUCAUGUCGUUCAACCACUGCAGUCAUUGUUAAUUCUUGUACAAGUUGUAUCACUGGUUGUUGUACCAUAUCUGACAUUUGUAAUUAUGAAAUAAUACACUGCCAUUUGUAUAAAAA